Messenger RNA from Hyla sarda, 1764 nucleotides. RefSeq names its product sodium voltage-gated channel beta subunit 2 (gene SCN2B). Bases 133 to 795 code for a protein of 220 amino acids. Gene Ontology annotation, cellular component: membrane. The record is from RefSeq and is a predicted model, not a curated record. NCBI's taxonomy places the organism in Eukaryota, Metazoa, Chordata, Amphibia, Anura, Hylidae. The transcript has 5 exons.
GCAGCCAGAGAUCCGGCCAUAUUGAGUUUACAGUUCUGUCAGAGCUGCACCAUCGAGGGAAAAUUACAUUAUAUAUAUAUAUAGAUAUAUUCCAGGACACCAGCCGGAGACCCCCCUCACCCCUCCCAGGCCAUGGGCAAGAGAGAGCGCCCAACACCCCCAGGGCUAAGCUUGGUAACACUGGCACUCAGCCUCCUGGUUUGUGCAUCCGGGAUGGAGAUCACUGUGCCUGGUGUUGUUCUUGCCCUUAAUGGCUCCGACAUACGACUGCCCUGCAACUUCAACUCAUGCUACAAGAUGGACACCAAGCAGUUCUCCAUGAACUGGACGUAUCGGGAAUGUGACAACUGUACUGAAGAGACGUUUAUCCAGUAUGAUAAGAAGAUCAUCAACCACCGCCUCGAUCGAUUCCAAAACCGAGUGGAAUUUACAGGAAAUCCCAGUAGAAAUGAUUUGGCAGUGACGAUUCAUGAUGUUCAGUUGCAAGAUCAAGGAGAAUACCAUUGUUAUGUGCUUAACCCUCCAGACCGUCAUAAGGGCACUGGGAAAAUUCACUUAGAGGUCCUUACAGAAGUUCCUCCAGAAAGGGACUCCACAGUUGCAGUUUUGGUUGGAGCAUCGGUUGGCGGUUUCCUGGCUGUUGUUAUUCUUUGCCUUGUCAUCCUGAAAUGUGUCAGAAGAAAAAAAAUGCAAAACCUUAACUCAGAGGAUCAGAAAACUGAGGAAGAAGUGAAGACUGAUGGAGAGGGAAACCCUGAAGGAGAACUGAAAGCAGCCAUCCCUGAGGUUCUAUGACCUGCCUCUUCCAUAUACAAUUUAAAGUGGAUUCCCAGGGAGAAGGAGACAGCAUUGUCCUUAGAAUGUAUAAAGAAAACUCUGAUAUUCAUUUUGAGCAUUAAUCCGCUCCCUGGCAUGAAGAUUAUGUGACACACACUGUUUAUAAUCCCAAGAGACUGAGAGAACCCUUCUCCUGUGUAUGAUCCUGACAUACUGAAGAAAACAUCUAGGUAUCUUUAGUCUAGAGACACGUUUAACCUUCUCCUCUUUGUGAUUCUGUUAUACACUGUGUGCGAUUGUCAAUUAUGUCAGGUUCAAUAGCUUAGAGUGUGGGCGAUCCGCUAGACUAUUUUUGUAAACCUGUGUGUGAGUCCUGAGGAAUGAACCAAGGUCUCCUUUUAUGUACAGAUCACUCACAGAAUGAAGGAAUGUUUUGUUUGCACUGCAUAGAUCUUGUACGUAAUGCAUACAAUGAAUUCAGGAUGUCUUCAGACCCUUUCACUUUUUUCACAUUUAAUAAUUGCGGCCUUGUGCUAAAAUGAAAAAAAUAAUGACAUUUUCCCCCUAAUCUGCACUCAAUGCCUCAUAAUGUAAAAACAGAAUUUUAUAAAUUUUUUCAAAUAUAUUAAAAAGGAAAACCUUCAUUUUUUUGACAUUAACAUAAGUAUUCAAACCCUUAGCUUUCUCACUUGAAAUUUUGUUCUGGGAGCCUACUAUUUCUCUUGAUCAUCUUUGAGAUGUUUCUAUAUCUUUAUCGGAUCUUCUGGAAGUUCUGAAAGAAACUUCCAGAAGGUCAGCCAUCACUGCAGUAUUCCUGCAAUCUGGGCUUUAUAAAAGCCCCCUGAAGUUUGCAAAAAAAGCACCUAAAAGUGUGAGAAACUAAAAUAUCUGGAUGGAUCAAGAUUGAAAACCAGGGCUGAAGUUUUUGGCCUUAAAGGGGUACUCCACCCCUAGACAUCUUAUGCCCUAUCCAAAGUAUAGGGGAAA